AUGGCUCAGCUGCGGGAAGAUCUUCUAGGCGCGGACCUGCGCCUGGUAGCCGGGCCCCUGGAACUGGCCUCGGGCUGGCUUCACUCUGACUCGGCGGUUCGAGGGACGCUGAGCCAGGCCGCGGCGUCCUCCGAGAAGGAGAAGCAGAGCGCCGUCAAAGCCGCGGCUGAUCACGACACGGCACUGAAGGACGCCGAGGCCGCCCGCGGCCGCUGCCAAGAGCUGGAGGACGAGCUGAAGCAUCUGCGCGACCAACACGCGGAAGAAGCACGCGGCCGCCAGGUGAAGGAGGAGGAGAUGAGGGCCCGGGAGGACACCAUCAAGAACCGUGAUGCCGAGUUGGAGGAGCUGGAGAAGGCGCAGGCUACUGAGCGCAGCCGGCUGGAGGAGCUGGAGCGGGGGGCGAAGGCGAAGAAGAAUCUUGACGCCAAGACGAAGGUCCUGGCUGAGGACCGCACGACCUUCGCUGAUCUCGAGGAGAGGAGGAGCAUCACCCUCGCCAGAGCAAGCGUGUCCCCGAAUCCGGACCUCUCCGACGCCUCCUCGCCGGAUCCAGUCGUCCCCGGCUCUUCGAACCCCGCCGAGCCGCUCGCCCCUGCUGCAUGGCCGCCGGUGACCGGAGCCGCGUGUCCUCUCCUUCCCGUCCCGGCCGUACCCGUUGCCAAGUCCGUCUUCGAGCCCAACCGCCGCCUUGGAGCUUCUCCGCUACUGCGCCAAGUCCCUCUGCUCGUUCCUGCCAAGUCCCGCCGCCGCGCCCUUGUUCCUCUGCCGCGGCCCGCGCCAUCCUCGGUGAGCAAGCUGCCAACAGCACCGCAGCCGUCCUCGUCCACGCGCUCGAGGCGUCGAGCGAGGACCUCGCCGGUUCGAUCUCCUGCCUCCUUCACCCGCGCGUCGCCAAGGCCCAGUGCAGGCUGCAUCCGCUCCUCCUCACUUCGUCCGUCCUCACCGGAGUAG
Molecule: messenger RNA, 954 nt
Organism: Aegilops tauschii subsp. strangulata
Lineage: Eukaryota; Viridiplantae; Streptophyta; Magnoliopsida; Poales; Poaceae
Source: RefSeq, a predicted model, not a curated record